Molecule: messenger RNA, 411 nt
Organism: Astrephomene gubernaculifera
Lineage: Eukaryota; Viridiplantae; Chlorophyta; Chlorophyceae; Chlamydomonadales; Astrephomenaceae
Source: the annotation of a GenBank genome assembly
GGGAGUCGGACCAGCUGGACUUCCCGGACGAGGUGGAUGUGCCGCUGGACCAGCCGGCGCGGGUGCGCUUCCAGAAGUACAGGGGCCUCAAGAGCCUGCGCACCAGCGCCUGGGACCCCAAGGAGUCCCUGCCGCCCCAGUACGGCAGGGUGUUCGCGUUCGAGGACUUCAAGCGCGCGCACAAGCGGGCCCGGGCGGCACAGCAGCGCACCACCGCCGACCUGGACCCGUGCGGGGUGGCGCCGAGCAGCUAUGUGGCCGUGCGGGUGGCCCAGGUGCCGGCUGCUGCAGCCGCGAAGGUGGCAGCCCACGUGGCGGCCGCGGCUGCGGGCAGCUGCGUGCCGCUCACCAUGUUUGGGUUGCUGCAGCACGAGGCCAAACUCAGUGUGGUCAACUUUGCGAUACGGAAGG